CUUGUUAGCGUGCGGGUGUGCACGGCUCUGAUCCACGCCUUCACGCCCUGAUCAAGAUUCAGGUGCCGAAGAAGCUCUGCUCCGCCUAGCGUCUGUCAACAUGACCGCGGAAGCAAAUUUUCUCAUCUUCGUCCUUCUGGCGACGUGCUGCAACGGCGGUCACUCGUCAGCGCUGCCCCUAAGCCUUCGUCGCGACUCAGCCCAAGAUUCAACAGCGCAAAAUUCAACACCGCAAGAUUCGACAGCGCCGUCCGUUCUCGACGAAGUUCAACAAACUAUAGCCAUCUCAUCAUCAUCAGACGCAGAUCCUCUGAUCUCGUCUGCUAGUGCAACCCCAGGAAUAUUUGCCCAAAACAACUUUUUAGAUUACAAUAAAAAGAGUGAUAGCAACGUAGAGCUACCGGAAAAUCUAUCUCUAAUUUCAACAACACAAUCAAGGAUAACAAAUGGUGGAUCAAAUUCAUCAACGCAUCAUGAUUCAGCCGAAGAGAAUAAUUCUGAACGUGAAAAUAUAUAUCCUGUUAACGAAGAUUUGCUACAUCUUGACAAAGGCGCUGCUGUUAUCGCCAAUCCACCUGUUCUUGUCAACGAGGAAAAGAUAACCGAAAGAGAGGAAUUCUCAGAGAAACCAAAAUUGGCUGGCAAUUUUACCGUAAACCAGAUUUCCACCAGUAGCCGUAUUGCGCCAGAUGAACAGAUUUCGUUUCUAGGAGGAUUUUUCUCCCCGGAAAAUGAGACCACGACGGAAGGAGGCAAAGCAAUAAAUUCGAAAAUAUAUUCAAACAUAGACAAUUACGAAUCAAGGCGGGCGCUGAGGCCUCUGGCUAGAAGAAGAGGAAAUGCAAGAACUGUGGCGACCUCGAAGUCUUCCAUGAAUAAAUCCAUGAUGGUGAUGCCCUAUCAGUUCGGGUUCAGCGUAGAGGACCCCAGCGAAGGAGUGUACCACCACAGGACGGAGGAACAGCCUAACUCAGGUCCUCUAGUAGGAUCCUACUCCUACCUACGCUCCGACGGCGUCUACAUGACAGUCAGAUACACAGCAGGAAAAGACGGCUACAGAGCGCGGGUAUACGAGACAACUCCCCCCGACAGCACUCGACUGAAGGAGACCUCGCUCACGAAGGCUGGCAACCGCAAGCAACCAACACUUGCUCGACCUGCCGAUCCCGAUGUCAUCAGGCAGGAGGCCUCCAAUAACUACUUCGUUCAACAAAACAUUAGGGAUUCAAACUCCCCAGCAAGUCUUGCUAAUAAGGACACCCCAAUCGUAGGCAAGACCUCCAUUGUUCCUGGCGUUACUUACUCAGAUAAGACAAAAGCUGUGGGGGUAGUUGGAACGUCUGUAUUUGGUGGACCAGCCGUAGGCCAAAAUUUUGAAGCCAUUCCCUACCAAAUCAAGACUCAGCGUCCUCAAGCCAUUCUCGGUGCUCCUGCAUCGCAUUUAGGUUUUGUUCGAACGCCUUCACAAAUUCUAAGAGAGAAAUUCCGUGAGACGUACCAGGCUCAGCAAAACUACCAAAGACAGCAGCUUGAGGAGCUUCUCAGACUCCAGCAAAUCAAUCAACAGAAUCAAAUACGCGAUCAACAAACUCGACACGAGCAGCAACUUCUGAAUUUCCCGAGCCUCAUUCAACCACAACCAGUAGAUUCUGGGCAAUUUGUGGUCAAUCCAUCAGUUAGUGAUGCAGUUCCACUAGGUAAUGUACCUGUCGAAUAUGAGCCCCCUAUGCGAAAUUUAGGAACCGAUGCUACAGAUUAUUUACCUGACAGCGAAAUUCCUAUUAAUGUUCAGUUGACGCCUGCACCUGUGAGCAUCCCUACUGACGAUGAAGGAGCGAGCGUUGUAUUUAAUGAGGAUCGAAUUCAAGUUCAGGAUUUAGAGGCAGGCGAAUUAACAACCGACGAUCUCGUUGAAGAAGAUUUUCUUGUGGGGGCCGAAAAUGCGAAAAGCAAAGUCGCUGAUUUGGAACAAGAAAACGGAGUGUUGAAAGAAAACUUUGAAAAGAAAGAAAACGAUGUUAUCAUAGAAAACGUAACAGCGGAAGCACAUUUAUUGCCGGAUCCUGCAGGGCCUCUAGAGUACUUCUUUCCUACGACAAACACUGGGAAAGAAGAAGUCACUUACCCUGAGAAUUAUCAGCCUGCUUCGUUUGCACCGAAUUAUCCCUUACCGCAAAAACUCUACCCUGUAGUGGAGGCUGAAGGCACUCGCCAAAAUCAACACAAUAAUCAUUAUCAGGCGCCAUACCAUUAUCAAGAACCACUCCUGCCUCACACACAAUUACAGCCUCAAGGACAGUUACCUCUUCAUCUACCAUUCCAGCCUCAGGAGCAAUUGCCGCUUUUCCAGAUUCAACCACAGUUACAAAAUCAACAACCAUUCAACACAUUCAAUUAUCAAGAAAAAUAUCAGCCUCAGCAACCAGUCCAGCAUCAGCAACCAGUCCAGCCUCAGCAACCAGUCCAGCCUCAGCUACCAGUCCAGUCUCAGCAACCAGUCCAGCCUCAGCAACCAUUCCAGCCUCAGCAACCAGUCCAGCCUCAGCAACCAGUCCAACCUCAGCAACCAGUCCAG
Molecule: messenger RNA, 2575 nt
Organism: Hyalella azteca
Lineage: Eukaryota; Metazoa; Arthropoda; Malacostraca; Amphipoda; Hyalellidae
Exons: 6
Cellular component (GO): extracellular matrix
Source: RefSeq, a predicted model, not a curated record